GAUGGAGCAAAAGGAGAGCAAGGUCUACCAGGUUUACCAGGACCUCCUAUGCUGCUAAACUUCCCCACCAUAGCUACACCAGAAGAGGAUGCACCAGGUCCACCAGCCCAUGCCUUAAAUACAAUUAGAAUUCCAGGUCCUCCAGGAAACCCAGGGAUGAAGGGAGAAAAGGGAGAAAAAGGUGAAAAGGGUGAUCCUGGUCCUGGAAAAGCAAUUGAAAUGAAGGAUAUAGAAAAAAUGUUUGAAGCCUAUGGUAUUAAGUUAUCUCUUCUCAGAGGCCUGGUUAACAAGCUUCUGCAGGAGGGGAUGGAAGAAGUUCUUCAACAGCUCACAAGCCCUAAAAAAGCUAAAUCUGAGAGAAAAAAACAGGUUUACAAGCAGACUACUGAUUAUACUAGUUCUUUGAAAUAUGAAGUGUCUAGUGAACCUCUGACGGAAAUUGAAGUAAUUGAAGAAGACUUAGAUGCUGAAAUACAGGAAAUGAUUCCUGCUACUGCCCAACCCUUUGUAACUGGAAUCCAGCAUACUGGCACAGAGUGGACUUUAUCCCCUAAUGUUGAUCCUGCUAUUGAUAAAUUAUCAGAAAAAGACCUUAUAUUGCAGAGUUUACCAACAGGCACUUUAGAAACUUACACAGGAACUGUGGAGUUGGAAAAUGUUACUGUGACAGAACAUGAAGAGAGUGAUCAUGAAGGGAUUGACGAAGAAUGGGACAAUGAAGGGGUGAAGUUCUCAUCUGAAAUAAAUGUAGAAAAGGAUGAUUUGGAAAAGAAGCACCACAUUCACUUAGAAGAUGAAAAACCAACGGGCUCAUCCCAACUUUUUGAUUCUACCAAGAAAAGUCCUGGCCACAGAAGAAAAGGUAAAGACAAGGCAAAGGGCAAGGAAAGCACAAGGAGAAAUAAAAGGCAGAAAUCAAUGCUGGAGGAGGGUUUCUCCAAUGAAGAAUCAGAG
Molecule: messenger RNA, 954 nt
Organism: Polypterus senegalus (gray bichir)
Lineage: Eukaryota; Metazoa; Chordata; Cladistia; Polypteriformes; Polypteridae
Exons: 12
Source: RefSeq, a predicted model, not a curated record